AUGGACGAAAUUACUAGGAAACGGCCUCUUUUGUUACGCUUCGCCCCGCGACCCCGCUCAUCCCAACUAACCCCUCCCGUCCGCUUGCUCGGGCCCAGUGCAGCAGCAGUUCGGGAAGUGUACAUAGACCGGGUGUGGCUGCUGAUCGCACCGCUUGCCUCGAUCGCCGUUUACGCCGAGCCGUACGCCCUCGACCGCGCGCCCUUCGUCAAUAACUCGCGCUCCUUGUCGCCCACAUUCCGUUCUUCUGUGUUAAGGAGCCAGCGGACCAUCCGCCGGGCGUAG
Sparassis crispa is the source of this 285-nucleotide messenger RNA. RefSeq lists its product as hypothetical. The record is from RefSeq and is a predicted model, not a curated record. The transcript has a single exon. The coding region runs from base 1 to 285 and encodes 94 amino acids. Lineage: Eukaryota; Fungi; Basidiomycota; Agaricomycetes; Polyporales; Sparassidaceae.